AUGUGUUCCUCUUGCCGAGCUGUACUCAACAUUCUCCAGGAGCUGCUGAGCCGAAACGAGGAGAUCGAAGAGCUUUGGGCACGGUUUGUGGCAUCAAGUUCACAGUGCAUCGUGAACAGUCCAAACGGGAAGAUGAACCUCACUUUUCUGACAGAGAAGGAGACACCCGAAGAUGCGUUGAAGAAGUAUGCCUCGGCCUCUGCGAGCGCAGGCUCUCUUGGGAAGCUCAAAAACUUCUUCGAAGAGGCGCAGACUGCCAUAACUAGACCGCUAAUGCUGGUUUCGGUGCUGCUCUACCAUCCACAGGCAUUGAUGCGUUUGGACGCAUUCAAAGUUGGCUGCCGGAUUUUGCGAGAUCCCAACGAGGGCUUGCAGGAGGCGUAUAAAUCCCAUACCAGUGACGAGAUGCACUUGCAAAAGGCUGUCGGAUUUCAGUUCUGCGUCUUCGAGGAUCUCUACAGGCGUCUGAAACAUAGAGCCCUGUCGGCUUCGGAAUGCCCAGAUGCCGGCGUGAUCGUCUUCAUCUGA
Messenger RNA from Symbiodinium sp. CCMP2592, 528 nucleotides. The record is from the annotation of a GenBank genome assembly. Lineage: Eukaryota; Dinophyceae; Suessiales; Symbiodiniaceae.